UCCGUCGGAGAGCAGAGGUGGUGCUAACGGUCCGAUGUUUCCACCAGCAUUACCAUGACAGUUUUUAAUCUGAACAGCAACUGACUUUGUACGACUGAAAACUACAUCUACUGGUCCUACGAUGGAUUAGAAAUGCAAACCUACCAUGGUACCCUACUGUAUAAAUGUGAAUGAUUGCCUUGGAGGACAUUGAUGUAAAGAACUCAGCUGGAUAUACCUUGCCCUUGUAAACAUCCAAAAUGUCAGGUGGGAACCUCUUCAGCAGGGUACGGUCCGCUUUCAGGAGGGAGAGAAGCGACUGGGACCUGAGCGACACAGCUCCCUUUGACUUCUCAGAUGAGCUGGUGGAGGAGGAGACGCCCAAAUUCAACAAGCUGAAGGUGGUGGUCUCUGGAGAGAUGUCGGACUACUCUUCUGGAGCUCCAUCCAAUGGAGUGGCGGUGAACACGCUGGUGGUGGCGGGUGAUGAUGACGACUCCCUGCUUGACUCCUCGUCCAGCCUGGGCAGCCCGGGGUUAAAUAUGGACCCUUGUGACAACUGCACCAAGAAGCGGGAGAAGAUCAAACACAAGAAAGUGAUGAGGAGGCUUGUCAUUGCAGCCUUGCUGUAUUUUCUUUUCAUGACAGGUGAAAUUAUAGGUGGGUAUGUGUCCAACAGCUUAGCAAUCAUGACUGAUGCUGUGCACAUGCUAACGGACGUGGUGGGGAUUUUGUUUUCUCUACUGGCUCUCUGGCUCUCCACCAAACCACCCACUAAGAGAUUCACCUUCGGGCUGCAUCGCCUCGAGGUGGUAUCAGCGGUCCUCAGUGUGAUGCUCAUCUACAUUCUGACGGCUGUGCUGCUCUAUGAGGCGGUUCAGAGGACAGUACACCAAGACUUCAGCAUAGAUGGAGAUGUCAUGCUUAUCACUGCAGCUGUGGGCGUGGCUGUUAACCUCAUAAUGGGUUUCUUGUUAAACCAAGGUGGUCACCUUCACUCGCACGGCCACGGCCACAGCCAUGGUCACAGCCAUGGUCACUCUCACGGCUCAGCUGCUUCACAGUCAGCUGGUUCAGGUCAGCAGAGGUCACAUGGCAGCCUCGCUGUAAGAGCCGCCUUCAUCCAUGCUUUGGGAGAUCUCCUCCAGAGUGUCGGGGUGCUCAUAGCAGCCUACAUUGUCCGAUUCAAGCCAGAGUUUAAGUUGGCAGACCCCAUCUGUACCUACAUCUUCUCCGUUCUGGUUCUCUUCACUACAUUCCGCAUCUUACGAGACACAUUAGUGAUUGUGCUGGAGGGUGUUCCCAGGCACCUGGACACUCAGCGAAUUAAAGAGGACCUCAUGAAGCUGGAGGAUGUCCAAUCAGUCGAUGAGCUGAACGUCUGGGCGCUGACAGCUGAUAAGAAUGCAGCGCUCGUGCAUCUCCAGCUCACGCCCUCUAGUGACAACAACUGGGAGGACGUGCAGGCGAAGGCCCGACACCUGCUGCUUCACACCUACGGUCUCACCAGGUGCACAGUGCAGGUCCAGACACACAGGCAGAGGGUGGUUCGCAGUUGUGCACAAUGUCAGCAGCCCAACGCCUAAAGAGACUUCCACGGUUCAUUUUAUGAAGCCAGACGGCAGAGAGUUCAAUAAGCAGAGGGGCCUGUAUGUUGCUCUGCUGAAUGCCACAGCCGGAGCCUCAUCACAUGGAUGAAUGAGGGGAAAGAGUGGCGCCGAAGGACAGUCCGUGGAAAACCAACAGAUGCACAUUUCUAAUUAAAGGAGCACUACAGCCUCCUGGGACCUUAUGCCCUCAUGCUUGCAAAGCUUUUGGAGUGGAAGUUGAAUGCUUGAGCUGAGCAGAAUGGAAAAAAAAAACUUGCCCUUAAUUCACCAUUAAAGCCUAUUCCGACAGGUAACUUUUGUUUUUUGUAUUUUACAUGUUGAUUUAUUGCGAAUGAUGUUUUUUCAUCAGAUGUAAAAUUAUAGUUUUUGUUACUAGGUUGAGCUGCAUACUAGGAUUUUAUUAUUUUACAAAGGAUGUCAGCAAAUGAAAAGGUACCUCAUGUCAUUUGGUAAAAGCUGUGGUCAUAGUGCAUAUAAGCUGUACUCCUCACCACUGGCGGAGGAAGUGAGGACAAAACCUUAAUCAGUGUAUCCCUUUAGUAGAAAUUACAUUUCAUCAAAUGCACUUAAUCGUUAAUAUUCCCCAGCCAAAGGUCUGUUAUAAAGCAGAUUUUUAUAAGAGAGAAAAAAACCUUAGAUAUUCUUUAAGACGUCUGUUGUGGCUGUACUGACCAACAUUUCCAAUAACUUGACAUUUCUGACACUGGUAUUUUAUUCUAGCAUGUCUCUGAAUUAAUGGUGGCAAACAGGCAACUGACAAUCAAAGUGUGUCUGACUUGGAGUAAGGAGUAAACACUACAGUGGAUGGACUGACUUCAUUCACUCUAUACUCAGCUUUUUUCUCCAUAUCAUAAAUUGACCGUGUAUUAAUGCACACAGCUCUGAGUCAUCUUCAGUAUUUUAAAGUUGCAGGGUUUUGUUCAAGGGUGAGAAAGUUGAAAUUUGCCAAUUACAGUGUUUAUAGUGUUUUUUUGGGCUUUUUUUUUUUCAAGUGUUAUGAGACUGUUGGGGAGGUUUUUGGGUAAACCUUUCCACGUCUCUGAUAUUAAUUGACACGGGAAAUCAGGAACUGGAUCACUUCUUGUUUGUAAUAAAGUGUUCAAACUA
This is a messenger RNA of Stegastes partitus (bicolor damselfish), 2696 nucleotides long. RefSeq names its product solute carrier family 30 member 4 (gene slc30a4). Gene Ontology annotation, molecular function: zinc ion transmembrane transporter activity. The record is from RefSeq and is a predicted model, not a curated record. The coding region runs from base 240 to 1565 and encodes 441 amino acids. Gene Ontology annotation, cellular component: plasma membrane. Gene Ontology annotation, biological process: zinc ion transmembrane transport; response to zinc ion. Lineage: Eukaryota; Metazoa; Chordata; Actinopteri; Pomacentridae. The transcript has 8 exons.